CGCGCUUCCGGAGUCGAGUAGCCCGGCCCGCACGAGGCAUCCCCGGCUACUUUCGGCACCAAAUUCCGGCAUCGGAGCUGCCAAACAGAGACCGUGCCCCGCCCCUUCCCCUCAAACUCCGAACUCGAACCGUUCUCCCUCCGCACUUCCCGGUCACAUGACGCCGUGCUCGAUCUCUCCGUGUGAAGCUUUCCCCUCCCUCGUGCCACGAUUAUGUCAUUGUCCGCCAGAAUUCUAAGAAGCAGCUUCGUUCCCACAGUUCGGAGACCCUUUAUCACGAGCACGCCCGCCUUUUUACCGUCCAAUCGCUACCGCACAAUGGCCACCAAGGAGUUCCUUUGCAUCCUCCCCGAUAAGCCGGAUGCGCUUGCCCGGCGCUUGGAAGUCAGACCUACACAUCUUGAGAAUGCCCAGGGCCACAAGAGCAACGGAAAGGUUGCUGUCGGUGGUGCCAUGUUUGAGAAGGAGCACCCUGUCGAGGGCCAGACGCCCGGCUUCAAGGGUAGCGUUAUGAUCUACACCGUUAAGGACGCCGAGGAAGCCUGGGAACUCAUCAGAGGCGAUGUCUAUGCCAAGAAUGAUGUUUGGGACCUGGAGAAGGCGCAGGUCAUUCCGUUCAAGUCAGCUAUUCGCGAGUCUUUGUAAACAUGUCUGAGUACGCUGGUCAAUUUGUUUUCAAUCAUAUUGCAACCUAAGGCAGACUUCCACUUGGCUGCAGCAUAUUCCAUGGUCUGAAUACACUAAAUGCCCAUAUGGCCCAUGGGUCAACCCAGCGUCGUUCCAGUCACCAGCACAGCAGGCGCCCUCCUAGGUCGGUUGGUCAGGUCAAACUGGCUGGGUGGUGGAGUGGUUUAAGGCUAACAAUCAAUUACGCCCACAGCCUACUCGACGACAGGCUACGAGUUCCGAGCUCGAACCCAAGCAUGAGCACC
Colletotrichum godetiae is the source of this 932-nucleotide messenger RNA. RefSeq lists its product as uncharacterized. The transcript has 4 exons. The record is from RefSeq and is a predicted model, not a curated record. The coding region runs from base 214 to 645 and encodes 143 amino acids. NCBI's taxonomy places the organism in Eukaryota, Fungi, Ascomycota, Sordariomycetes, Glomerellales, Glomerellaceae.